GUUGAUCUGUCCUAUGCUUCACGUCCCGCCCUCGUUUACGUUGUUGGUGUCAAGAGCUAAGAAAAACAACAACAACAACAACUAAUCGAUCAGUACCAAAAAAAAAAAAAUGUCACAAACUCCUCGCUCGACGGCGGGGACCGUCAAAUCAUGGAACAGUCGCUACUCCGGAUGGACCGACGAUUCCAACGGCAUGCACGCCCGACCCAUCGAAGAAGCCGACCGAGCCAAAUUGAAACCUCCUCGACAUUCUAGUGAAGAUUUUCCUUGGUUAUCGCAAGAAUUCGAGGCUAUUCGCAGUGUACGAGAUGCUCGCACGGGAACUCCUCCUCUCUGGUUUCGGGAAAGUGAGAAAUCUAAUCAUCGGAAUGUCUCGACGAGAUCGGGGAGAUCGCUACGGAGUGGUGCACGGGAGAGUAUUGUGGAUUUGCAUUUGAUUGUGGCUGAUCUGGAUUACUAUGCUGGUGCAGUCCACGACUAUCAGGCUGAAGAGGAAGAAGCGUACGAAGACGACUUGAAAAGUUGGGAUGAGGAACGAGGAGGGUCGCAGCAUCAUCAUCAUCAUCGUGCUUAUGACAGCGAAGGCUUGACGUUUGGCCAGAUUCAAAUCAUCCGUGAUGCCUCGCGAAUGGGGAGAAAUGGAACCGUCAAGCGCAAACCUUCACAGCAUUCUUCUACGGGCGAGAAAGAUUCCAAUCUGGUCACUUGGGCGGGUCCAGAUGAUCCUGCUAAUCCGAAAAAUUGGUCGAAACGAAAGCGAUGGCUUGCGACUAUUACCGUAUCACUCUUCACAUUCAUCUCUCCGGUAUCGAGUUCGAUGGUGGCUCCAGCAUUACCACAAUUACAACAGGAUCUCAACUUGGGAUCGAGAUUUCUCGCAAAUUUGGCGCUUUCAGUCUUUAUUCUCGGUUUCGCUCUGGGACCUCUCGUGCUAGGACCGCUGUCAGAACUCUUCGGCAGAAGAAUUGUCCUGCAAAUCAGCAUGCUCUUCUACAUUGCCUUCAACCUCGGCUGUGCAUUCGCCACCAACGGCGCCGAAAUCAUCGCGUUUCGAUUUCUAUCUGGUCUCGGUGGCAGCGCCCCUCUCGGAAUCGGUGGAGGAGUCCUCGCAGAUCUCUGGCUACCCACCGAACGUGGACGAGCCAUGGCCCUCUACUCUCUCGCCCCCCUUCUCGGACCCGCCGUGGGCCCCAUCGCCGGUGCCUGGGUAGCAGAAUUAUCCACGUGGCGCUGGGUAUUCUGGUCGACAUCCAUCGUAGCCGUAUUCGUACAAAUUCUCGGCUGGUUCUUUCUGCAAGAAACCUACGCAGCGGCAAUUCUCUCGAAAAAGAAACGCAAACUGAUCAAAUCGACGGGAAAUCCAAACCUUCACACAGAAUUCGAUAACCCUUCGCGCAGUUUCGCCAACCAUCUCGGCGUCGCUCUCAAGCGACCUUUUAUUCUCCUCUUCACCCAACCCAUCGUCCAAGUCCUCGCCUUCUACAUCGCCUACGUCUACGGCGUCCUCUACCUCGUCCUCGCCUCCUUCCCCGUCGUCUGGCACGACCAAUACUUCGAAAGCACCGGAAUCGGCGGCCUGAAUUACAUUUCUCUCGGAUUGGGCUUCCUCCUCGGAACACAAAUUGCCGCUCAAUUCGCCGACAAAAUUUACAAAAAACUCAAAGCGAAAAACAACGAUAUCGGUCGCUCGGAAUUUCGCGUCCCUCUGAUGUUUCCCGGCGCUGUCAUGAUCCCCGUCGGUCUCCUCAUUUAUGGCUGGUCUGCGCAAUUUCGAGUGCAUUGGAUUGUUCCCAACAUUGGCACAGCAAUUUUCGCCGCAGGAAAUCAGUUGGUGUUUCAGAAUUGUCAGACAUAUCUCGUGGAUGCGUAUACGAGAUAUGCGGCUUCGGCGAUUGCUGCUACGGCGGUAUUUCGAUCGUUGGGAGGGUUUGGGUUUCCGUUGUUUGCGCCGAUUAUGUAUGAGACGCUGGGGUAUGGGUGGGGGAAUACGGUGUUGGGGUUUGUGGGUGUUGCGGUGGGGAUUCCUGCGCCGUUUGUUUUGUGGUGGUUUGGGGAGGCGUUGAGGAGGAAGAGUACUUUUGCUGCGGGGUGAAUUAUGAGAGGGGGUUUUGGCUAUUGCUACAGACAGGAAGAAAGAAACCCCAGAAGGAAGAUGGAAUAAUUCUUUUUUUUUCUUCUUCUUAGAUUGGCCCGGAUUUUCACGAUUUUUUUUUAAGGACAAGAACAACAACACCAGCGACGGCGCUCUUUCCGGAUGGUUUCUUUUUGAGCAGCGGCAGCGACGGCGGCGGCGGCGGCGGCAGAGAACAAGCACGAGCACGAGAUGAAGAAGAGUCCAAAAAACAGCAUCUUCCAAAUCUCUAGGUAGGUACCUUACUUACCUACCUGACUUUAGCCUUUCAUUUCUCCUUAUUCGUACCUUUUACAUUUUCGUAUAAAUUCUAGCGUAUACAUUUUCGUAUACAUUCUAGCGUAUACAUAUUACUUUAC
Messenger RNA from Sphaerulina musiva SO2202, 2490 nucleotides. RefSeq names its product MFS general substrate transporter. Gene Ontology annotation, cellular component: membrane. Bases 194 to 2092 code for a protein of 632 amino acids. The transcript has a single exon. Gene Ontology annotation, biological process: transmembrane transport. Gene Ontology annotation, molecular function: transmembrane transporter activity. The record is from RefSeq and is a predicted model, not a curated record. NCBI's taxonomy places the organism in Eukaryota, Fungi, Ascomycota, Dothideomycetes, Mycosphaerellales, Mycosphaerellaceae.